AUGACUGGAGCAGCUGCACAGGAUCCCCGAUUUACCUAUUUUGAUUCAUAUAACCCCCAUCUGACGCUACCCCCAUCUCUACAAGCGCGGUUCAAGGACUCAAAAUAUGCUGUUAUCAAGGGUACAACCAUGUUCAUUUAUGAAAACGAACACAUGAGUGAGUGCCUUGGUAUCAUUACUCUCCCUCAUUAUCAGGUCUCCGUACCGGGGAACCAGAAAGACAGCCAUAUCUACUCAAAACGGAACCCUAUCUGGCUAAAAUAUCAGCCCAACCCCAACCAUACACGGCACUCUACUGCUAGCUCAGAUUCUAAUCCAUUGUCCUCUAAAGAUUACUAUUUGUCGAUGGUUAACUCAGUGGAUAAAGAGGAUCUCUACUUUACUCUGCUGCGAUGCUCCAAGUUGAAGCUUCAUUCGCAAUCGUGUCUGAGGGAGAUUCCAAAGAGGGACUCAACCUUGUUCGACAAAUCAGCCAUGAACACCCUGAUACGGACCAUCCACUCGAACGAGCAUCAAUUUCAGGCAGCAUGGCUCAACGCAGUCCUAGGUAGGAUCUUCUUGGGAGUCUAUAAGACACCCCAGGUCAAGGACAUGGUCUUUCAAAAGCUGGUCGAUAAGUUGACGCGUGUUCGUCUGCCAAACUUUCUGAACGAUAUACGAAUGAAGUCUGUUCAUCUCGGUGAUGGUGUGCCCAUGAUCACUCGACCUAAGCUUUUGACACUGAAACCUAAUGGUGAUCUGAUCAUGGAUAUGAGUCUUCUAUAUCAGGGUGGAUUUAGGGCCGAGGUUGAGGCAGAGGCUAUAGUGACAGUGACAAAGAAGAUUCAACCGAUCAAAGUCUCAUUAGUCCUUGCAAUAACUCUCAUAAGGCUGGAAGGGCGUAUGCAGGUCUGGAUUAAGCCUCCACCCUGUAACAGGCUUUGGUAUGGUUUUUAUCAAAAGCCGCAAGUGGAGAUGAAGAUCGAGCCGGUCGUGUCUGACAAGCACAUAAAGUCAAACCUGAUCAUCAAGGCGAUUGAAAAUAAGAUGCUUGAGGCUAUCGCUGAGACUAUGGUGCUUCCUAACAUGGACGAUGUCCCCUUUUCUGAUUCAGAAGGUGUGGGCGGUAUCUUUGACCACAUGUCUCUUUGA
Messenger RNA from Lobosporangium transversale, 1131 nucleotides. RefSeq names its product putative integral membrane protein conserved region-domain-containing protein. Gene Ontology annotation, cellular component: ERMES complex; endoplasmic reticulum. Gene Ontology annotation, molecular function: lipid binding. The record is from RefSeq and is a predicted model, not a curated record. Lineage: Eukaryota; Fungi; Mortierellomycota; Mortierellomycetes; Mortierellales; Mortierellaceae. The transcript has 3 exons. Gene Ontology annotation, biological process: phospholipid transport. Bases 1 to 1131 code for a protein of 376 amino acids.